This is a messenger RNA of Haemorhous mexicanus (house finch), 4152 nucleotides long. It is a transcript of the gene ANO10, whose product is annotated as anoctamin 10. Bases 135 to 2162 code for a protein of 675 amino acids. Gene Ontology annotation, cellular component: plasma membrane. The record is from RefSeq and is a predicted model, not a curated record. Gene Ontology annotation, molecular function: chloride channel activity. Lineage: Eukaryota; Metazoa; Chordata; Aves; Passeriformes; Fringillidae. The transcript is spliced from 13 exons. Gene Ontology annotation, biological process: chloride transmembrane transport.
GCAGCGGCGGGCGGUGUCACGCUGGGCCGGCCCGGAGCCCGUGCUGGCGGCGCCCGGUGCCUGCGGCCGCCGCCCGCCUCAGCCCCUCCCUGCCCUGCGGAUGUGGAGCCGGCACCGGCGCAAGCUCUCAUGAGAUGGCGGGAAAAACGAAAGAGAUGGUGGAAAGCUGGUCUUUCUUGGAUACUGCUGAGUCUAACUUCAGGCCCCUGGUAGUAAUUGAACUUGCAAAAGGCACCAAAGAAGAAACCAUAGAAUGGUUCACUAAACGAAUUGUGGACAAAAAGGCAAAUGGAGGUGCACAACUACUGAUUAAACCACUGGUUACAGAAAAUGGAGUUGAAAAUAUUUAUUUAGUUGGAGCUUCCCACUUAAGGCUGUUGCUGGGAGCUGAAGCUGUAGGUUUGGUGAAGGAAUGCAGUGAUAACUCAAUGAGAACUUUUACAUACAGCAGUAGAAAAACUUUCAAACAUUUUGCAGAUGACAAUCACAAUUUCCUUACAAUGGCAGAAUGUCAGUACAUCAUCAAACAUGAACUUGAAAAUUUGAGAGCCAAAGAUGAAAAAAUGAUCCCUGGAUAUCCUCAGGCAAAACUGUACCCAGGAAAAUCAAUUGUUAGAAGAUUAUUGACCAGUGGUGUUCUUGUUCAAAUUUUCCCUCUGCAUGAUAGAGAAGAGUUGAAAAAGCUUUCUCACAGCUGGUAUGGCCGAGUGAAAAUUGGUUAUCAACCUUUAGAUGACAUACGUUGCUACUUUGGCGAAACCAUUGCUCUCUACUUUGGCUUCUUAGAAUACUUCACAUUUGCUUUGAUUCCAAUGGCUGUCAUUGGGAUUCCCUAUUACAUGUUUGCGUGGGAAGACUACGACAAAUACGUGAUGUUUGCCACGUUCAAUCUGCUGUGGUCCACUGUGAUACUGGAGGUCUGGAAGCGGAUGUGCGCCAUCCUGACGUACCGCUGGGGCACGCUGCUGAUGAAACGACAGUUUGAGGAGCCAAGACCAGGCUUCCACGGUGUGCUGGGGAUCAAUCCUGUCACCGGGAGGGAGGAGCCGAUGUACUCAAGUAUUAAGAGACAAUUACGGAUUUACCUGGUGUCCUUACCCUUUGUGUGCCUUUGCCUCUACUUCUCACUGUACGUGAUGAUGAUUUACUUUGACUUGGAGCAGUGGGCUCUGGAUUAUCACAAAGAGAACGAGUCUAACUUCAGCAGCUUGAUGCUGUACGUGCCCAGUAUCAUCUAUGCUGUUGUGAUUGAAAUUAUGAACCUAAUCUAUCGGUAUGCCGCCGAAUUCUUAACAUCUUGGGAAAACCACAGGCUGGAAUCUUCAUAUCAGAAUCAUUUAAUUCUGAAGGUUUUAGUGUUCAACUUCUUAAAUUGUUUUGCAUCUCUAUUCUACAUUGCCUUUGUGAUGUUUGAUAUGAAGCUUUUGAGGCAGAGCUUGGCCACUUUGCUGAUAACUUCACAGAUCCUCAACCAAUUUGCAGAAUCCUUGCUUCCUUACUGGCUCCAGAAGAGAUACAACAGGAGGAUGAAGAAACGCGUGUGCUCCAAGAAAACCGAUAUGGACCUGUCAUUAGCUGAUCAGGUCAACGUGGAGAAAGAAAUGGGAACUUAUUUGGGUACUUUUGAUGAUUACCUGGAGUUGUUCCUACAGUUUGGCUAUGUGAGUCUUUUCUCAUGUGUUUAUCCACUGGCAGCUGUUUUUGCAGUGUUAAACAACAUCACAGAGAUAUACUCUGAUGCCUUAAAGAUGUGCAGAGUUUACAAGCGUCCAUUUGCAGAACCCACAGCGAAUAUUGGUGUUUGGCAGUUGGCCUUUGAAACUAUGAGUGUAAUAUCAGUUGUUACUAAUUGUAUACUGAUUGGAAUGUCUCCAGAAGUGGAUGCCCUUUUCCCAGACUCGAAAAUGGACCUUGUUCUGACUGUGGCACUGGUAGAGCACUUGCUACUAGCAGUAAAGUUUAUCAUGGCGUUUGUAAUUCCUGAUAAACCAAGAGAUAUCCAGAUGAAACUCGCUAAAUUGGAAUUUGAAUCUUUAGAGGCUCUCAAACAACAGGUCACCGGCUGCUCUUCCAAAACUCACUGCCACCCGCCUGAAACCGGCCUGGAAACGCACUCUUGGAAAAUGGACUUCUCUGUUAUUUCUGCAGCAGUGGCAGCUUGAUUGCAUGAGACACACAUAUUAAAAUAUUCAAAAGUUAUACAGUGAUUUUUGAGAAGAAGAGAAUCGAGUGUCCAUGAGAAAUUAAUUUUUUUUUUUAACUGAGUGUCAGUAUAAAAGAGGCAAUCACAUACAGCAACUUGUAUUGCAGUGGAACAUAUUUCAGUACUAUGAAGUGGUGGGGAGUUCUUAGGCCCUGCAGAAAGGGCCUGCUCUUUAUAUGCAGUCUGAAUAAGCAUUUCUUUGCAUUUCCAAAAAGGAAUUGCAGCUCAGCAUUUUUUUGUUUUUGCUAUUUAUUUUGUUAUUGCUGGUGAAAUCUUCUGCAGAUUUAACUUCAGUUCUCCUGCAAAUAGAAGCAUGGAUAUUUCUCAUGGGGCAAUAUCUGCUGAGGCUUCUUUAAUCCAUCGCAGUUUAAGAUCAAAAUCAAAAGGUGCUUGAUGGUGAGCCUUUUCCACCCUCUGCAGUACAUUUUAACGGUAGCAGUAAGAGCUCAAUUCUUCAUGCUUCGGUCAGAUAGCUACAGCUCCUUCCUGACAGUGUGCCAGAUUUAAUUUAUAUUACAAGUUAAAUGGUUGAAAUCACUGUAGUAACUGUGAUUUCAGUAACAGAUAACAGAUGAGAACUCUAUAAGACAUUCUCUUCUUAAGUUAUUGGGAAACUGAAUUCAGCUUUCCAAUGGAGUAUUCUUUUUCAUUCUUCAGUCUCCUCUCAAAAACUCGCUCGGAGGUGGGAAAGGCAGCACAAUGCCUUCGUGCAGAUGGCAUGGAGUUUUUGCAAGGAGCUCCUUCUCAUCCAGAUGUUGUCUAACACAGAUCACGUGUCCAGAGCCAAAUGCUGACAGAGUGCUGUAAUGGUCACUGUUCAAACAAAACAGGAGCAAUAUUAGUUUCACUCUGUCCAGAAGCAGUUUGCUUUGGUUGUGGGUCAGCAUGAAGGUGAAGCCUCUGUACCUGACCAACACUGAACUAAAUUGAACACAUUUUUCAUUAGAGACUACUAAUACCUGAGUCCAGCCUGUAGCCCAGUUACCUCUUUUGCCUGAUGGUGCUUCUCAGAACUGCAAUUGGGUUUUGUGUUCAUACCCAGUAUUGCUGCCUCUGGCGUGUUAUGGUGCUGUUGGUGCAAUUCACUGCCAGAGUGAGAGGCAGUUCAGUUGUAUGUCAGACCUUCCCCCCCAGCCUCCUGCAGAAAGCUUUCUGCUAUUUCAGUCUCUUGGCUGGUCCUACAGUAAUCUCAGUUUUCCGUGAACUCUACAAAGAGACAUUUGGCAGAAGUUACUGUAGCCUGUUUUCCUUCUUCAGUGCCAUGAAACACAUUUUGUCACCUCACAGUUGCUGGGAUCUCAAUGUCUAGUUUGUGAAUAAGUGCUUUUUGCAUUGUUAGUACAAACUGAGUUUUGUGUCUUUUCCUUGAUGAAGUUCUCUGUCCUUAUUUCCCGUGUCUAGGAGGAUUGCCCCAUGAAGCCAUACUGCAAUUCCUGUUCUGUUUAAGUGGAACAUUUCACACAAACAUCCUGUCCACUUGCAAGUCACUAGUCACUGGCAGCAGGAUCUCCGCAGGCAGUUUUUAUGUAAUGAAAUUAUAUAAUACAAUUAUUUACAUGUGGAGAUAUGUAUAUGCAAUCUGUAUAGCCUGUGUUGAUCAUGCUGCACUGUAAUUUUUUUGGCCAGAGCAGAGUUUAUAUCUUACUGGUUUCUUAUCUAUAAAGAAAUGGGGAACUGGUUGUUUCUUCUCCAGUUGGGAUUUCAGGACUGGCUGUCCACAACAAUCAUGUGUGUCAAGUGUAUCAGCAGAAAAUCCAUACAAUAUAACCUAAAGAACCACUUAAGGUAAAAUUGUGGUUUUUUACCAUUGAGUCUUUAUGUAAAAAAGGGGCAAACAAGUUAGCUCAUUGCUCUUGCAACAAGUUAGUUCUGUACAUCAAUCUGCAGCUGGAUGGUUACUGUUAUCUGACAAAGUGUCCCUGAGUAUGAAAUAAAUGUGGUUUACAGAA